AUGGAGCCGUAUGUGCUGCUCGACCCGCGACAGAGAGCACUGUAUCGCGACGUGAUGCAGGAGAGCUAUGAGACGCUGAUGGCGCUGGAAUUCCCUGUUUCCAAGCCCGAUCUGCUGUCCCGCCUAGACCAUGGGAAUGAACCUACAGCCCUGGAUCUCCAUGUGCCCAGGGACACCUUGGCCACAGAGGAUGGAGCAGGAGUGGAGCAGGAACCCCCUCGAGAAGAAGCUGUUGAGAAAGAGCCUGAAGUAGUGAAACCUGCAGGUGAGGAGCAUCCUUCGAGCCCCGCCGAGGCUGGGGUGAAGGCAAGCAGGAGUGGGGGACUGGGGGAGACGGCCACGCGCCCAGGUGAGAGCCAACCCAGCAACACGUGUAGCGAGUGCGGGAAGAGCUUCAGCCACAAGUCAGCCCUGGUGAAGCACCAGAAGAUCCACACUGGCGACCGCCCGCACGAAUGUCCUGACUGCGGCAAGUGCUUCAUCCAGCGCUCAGACCUCACCAUCCACCAGCGGGUCCAUACGGGCGAGCGGCCCUAUGCCUGCCCUGACUGUGGGCGCCGCUUCAGUGUCAGCUCCUCCUUGCUCACCCACCAGCGUACCCACGCACCCGGCGGGGAGAAACCCAACCGUUGCCCCCAGUGCGGCCGCAGCUUUGCUGAUCCAGGAGCCCUCGAUCGGCAUCAGAAGAGCCACCUGGGCGGGAAACCCUAUGAGUGUGGCGUGUGUGGGAAAGCCUUCGCCUGGAGCUCCCACCUCGAGCGGCAUCGGCGCAUCCACACCGGUGAGAAGCCCUUCCAGUGUGCUGAAUGCGGGCGAGCCUUUGCCUGGAGCUCCCACCUCGACCGCCACAUGCGCACCCACACUGGCAGCCCCCCGCGGCCCUUCCGCUGUGAGCAGUGCGGCAAAUGCUUCGGCCAGAGCUCUAACCUCCUCAAGCACCAACGCGUCCACACCAGUGAGCGGCCAUACCCCUGCCCGGAUUGCAAACAGUGCUUCCGCUGGGGCUCAGCCCUGGCCAAGCACCAGCGCAUCCAUGCCCGGCAGCAGCAAGCCAGUGGCAAACCCUACCCGUGCGGGGCGUGUGGGAAGAGUUUCGGCUGGGUCUCGCACCUGGAGCGUCAUCGCCGCAUCCACACUGGAGAGAAGCCCUUCCGCUGCGGGGAGUGCGGGCGGGCGUUCGCCGUCAGCUCCCACCUGGAACGGCACCGCCGGGUGCAUACCGGCGAGCGGCCCUACCGUUGUGGCGAGUGCGGGAAGAGCUUCGCCGUCAGCUCCACCUUGCUGGCUCAUCGCCGCACCCAUGCUGCCCAGCCAGGCCGGCCCCACGCCUGCCCUGAGUGUGGUAAGUGUUUUAGCACACCAGCCAGCUUGGAGCGGCACCGGCGGCUUCACCGGGGUGAGAAACCCUACCAGUGCGGUGUCUGCGGCAAAGGCUUUGCCUGGAGCUCCCACUACGACCGGCACCGGCUCACCCACACUGGCGAGAAACCCUUCUCCUGCGCCCACUGUGGCAAAUGCUUCGGCCGCAGCUCCCACCGCAACCGGCACCAGCGUGCCCACACCCAUGGUGGGGACAAACCCUACAAAUGCCCUGACUGCGGGAAGGGUUUUGGGCACAGCUCGGCGCUGGUGACGCACCGUCGCAUCCAUACGGGUGAGAAGCCCUACCAGUGUGCUGAUUGCGGCAAAAGCUUCAACGUGGUUUCCAACUUGGUGCGCCACCGGCGGAGCCACACUGGGGAGAAGCCCUACAAAUGCCCCGACUGUGGCCGGCGUUGCAGUCAGCGUUCCCACCUGGUGACCCACCGCCGGUUGCACACAGGGGAGCGCCCGUACCCAUGCCGGGAGUGCGGGAAGAGCUUCAAUGUCAGCUCUGAUCUCAUCAAACAUCGCCGCACCCACACUGGGGAGAAGCCCUAUGAGUGCUGCGACUGCGGGAAGCGUUUCAGCGGCAGUUCCAACCUCAUCACCCACCAGCGGCUGCACAGUGGCGAGCGGCCUUACACCUGUGCCGACUGCGGCAAGGGCUUCACCAUCAGCUCCAAGCUCAUCGCCCACCAACGGACGCACAGUGGUGAGCGACCCUACAGCUGUGCUGACUGCGGCAAGGGCUUCAGCGACCGACCCCACCUCAUCCAGCACCGCAGUGCCAGCUGGCGGGAGAAGCGCUACAAGUGCUCCGAGUGUGGCAAGGUCUUCACCACCAGCUCCUACCUCCUCACCCACCAGCGCAGCCACACUGGGGAGACGCCAUUCCUCUGCAGCGUGUGCGGCAAGAGCUUCGCGGUGGUCUCCAACCUGGCGCGGCACCGGCGUGUGCACACUGGGGAGAAGCCGUUUCGGUGCGGGGAGUGCGGACGGCAGUACAGCCAACGGGCUCACCUCACCACCCACCAGCGGGUCCACACUGGCGAGCGACCCUAUGUCUGUGAGGAUUGUGGGAAAGGCUUCAAUGUCAAUUCGUCCCUCACCAAGCACCGGCGGGUGCACACUGGGGAGAAGCCCUACCACUGCCCCGACUGCGGGAAGAGCUUCAGCCAGAGCUCCAAUGUCAUCACGCACCGGCGGCUCCACCACGACGACGCGGGAGAGAAACCUUUCAAGUGCCUCGAGUGCGGGAGAAGCUUCACGCGGAGCUCGGACCUCAUUGUCCACCAGCGAACCCACACAGGAGAAAAACCCUACCAGUGCCCCGAGUGCGGGAGAUGCUUCAACAGGAGCUCCAGCCUCGUGAUGCACCGGAGGAUGCACACCGGCGAGAAAACGUACAAGUGCCUCGAGUGCGGGAAAAGCUUCACGCGGAGCUCGACGUUGACCACCCACCAGAGAACCCACACGGGAGAAAAGCCCUACCCGUGCUGCGAGUGCGGGAAGCACUUCAGCAAAAGGUCAAACCUCAUGAAACACCAGCGGCAACACACCGGAGAGAGACCAUAUCGAUGCCCCGACUGCGGGAAAAGCUUCAUACAGAGCUCAGAUCUCAUAGUCCACCAACGAACCCAUACGGGAGAAAAGCCCUACCAGUGCUUGGAGUGUGGGAAACGCUUUGGCGUGCGAUCCAAGAUGAUUCAGCACCAGCGCGUGCACACGGGGGAGAAGCCGUACACGUGUGGCAAGUGCGGGAAGAGCUUUGGGCAGAGCUCGCACCUUUCCGUGCACCAGAAAACUCACAGAGGAGAGAAAUCGUACAUGUGCAACGAGUGUGGAAGGAGCUUCGGACAGAGCUCCAACCUUAUCGUGCACCGGCGGAUCCAUACCGGAGAGAAACCUUACAAAUGCCACGAGUGUGGGAAGUGCUUCAGGCAGAGCUCGAACCUCAUUGUCCACCAGAAGACUCACACGGGAGAAAAGCUCUACGAGUGCCCCAAGUGCCAGAAGCGCUUCCCGGACAGGUCACUGCUCAUCAGGCACAAGAGGGUCCACAUAGGAGAAAAACCUUUUAAAUGCCAGCAGUGUGGGAAAAGCUUCAUUCACCAGUCGAGGCUUCUUGUCCACGAGAAGGCGCAUGUAGGAGAAGAACUCUACCAGUGUCCCGAGUGUGGGAAACACUUCAGGGAAAGAGCCAAGUUCCUCCAGCAUCAGCGGCGGCACGUGGGAGAGCGUCGCUACAAGUGCUACGAGUGCGGGGAGGAGUUCGGGCAGAGCUCGGAGCUCAACCUCCACCAGAGGAUCCACGUGGAGGAGAAGCUCUACCAGUGCUCGACGUGCGAGAAGUGCUUCAAGGACAGGUCCACCCUCAUCAGGCAUGAGACGGUGCACACGGGAGAGAAGCCCUACAAGUGCCAUGAGUGCGGGAAGAGGUUCACCCGCAGCUCGGACAUCAUCGUCCAUCAGCGGACACACACGGGGGAGAAACCCUUCGAGUGCCCCGAGUGCGGGAAGAGCUUCAGCCACCGCUCAAAUCUUUUCCGACACCAGAGGAUGCACACGGGGGAGAAGCCGUAUAAGUGUGAAGAGUGCGGGAAGCGAUUCGGGCAAAGCUCAGAGCUUAUCGUCCACCAGCGGACCCACACCGGGGAGAAGCCCUACCACUGCUCCGAGUGUGAGAAGUUCUUCAGGGGGAGGUCAACCCUCUUCAGGCACGAGAGGCUGCACACGGGGAUCAAGCCAUACGAAUGCAGCGAGUGCGGGAAAAGCUUCGGGCAGAGCGGGGACCUCAUCGCACAUCAGCGUUUCCAUACGGGCGAGAAGCCCUACCAGUGCUCCCAGUGCAGAAAGUUCUUCAGCAACAGAUCCAGCCUCGUGCGGCAUCAGCGGCUGCACGCCGGCGAGAAGCCCUACAAGUGCCAUGAGUGCGAGAAGAGCUUCGGGCAGAGCUCGGACCUCAUCGCCCACCAGCGGACCCACACCGGGGAGAAGCCCUACCCCUGCCCGGUCUGUGGGAAGAGCUUCAGCCGGAGAUCCAACCUCAUCGUGCAUCAGCGGGUGCACAGAGGGCUUUGCAAGUGCCAGAAAUGUGGGAGAAGCUUCCAGCCCAACUCGCAUUUUGGGAUGACGACACAGCUGCCCAUGGUGGCCACCACAGCAAAGAUCUGCGGGAACACCAUGGAAAUGGUGGUGGUUUCCACCUUUUACUUUGACGUAGCCAUCCUAUAA
Molecule: messenger RNA, 4596 nt
Organism: Haliaeetus leucocephalus (bald eagle)
Lineage: Eukaryota; Metazoa; Chordata; Aves; Accipitriformes; Accipitridae
Gene: ZNF473
Product: zinc finger protein 473
Exons: 9
Coding region: 1-4596 (1531 amino acids)
Biological process (GO): regulation of transcription by RNA polymerase II
Cellular component (GO): nucleus
Molecular function (GO): RNA polymerase II cis-regulatory region sequence-specific DNA binding; DNA-binding transcription activator activity, RNA polymerase II-specific
Source: RefSeq, a predicted model, not a curated record